GCCCGGACUCCCCGUGGCCGGGGCGCUCUCGCACAGCUCCCCACUCGCCCUCGGGCUGCGAAGCCGCCGGGAAGCCCGGGACACAGGCAGGGCGGCUGCUGCUGCCGCCGAGCUAGGGGAGAGCAGCGACCGGUGUCCGGGUCUCCUUCGCCUCCUGCGGGAUCACCAGGCGCCUCCUCGGGGAUUCCUCUCCUCGCUUUACAUGCUGCCCCCCGGCUCUGGAUUUAUAAGCAACUGCCCCCUGCGUAUUCACCACCCUCCUCCCAGGGACUGCCCGGCGGAGGGCCGCCUCUCCCCUGCCUGACCCAGCGGUGUGCAUCUGGCUCUUGCCAUCCCCUCCCGGGGGCGCCCGGACGGACCUGGAGCCCCCCUGAGCCCUGAAGCGCUAGCUGAGCCCGGGCGAGUGGGGGCCGGGCUGGCGCAUCACCUGGGGAGCCGCUCCUCACUCUGCCUCUGCUGCGUGCUGGGAUUUGUUGUGCUUUAGUUUGGGGUCUGUCGGCUCGCUCUGAUCCGAGCCGAUUCCGAGAAGCAGCCUCAGGUUAUGAAUUCUCUGCUGCGGUUCUUUCCACACAUGAACACAAGGAGAGUUUCCAGUUAAAGGAAAAGUGACUAGUGCAGAGGACGACAUGACCACCAUGAAGGGAAACGGUCUGGUUGCAUUGCUGGUUGCAGGUUUGGGAGUCAUAGGAAUCUUAGUGUCAGCAGCUACAGAAGAUUCCCAGUGCCAGCGAGCUGAGCACCCUGUUAUAAUGUAUAAAGAAAUUGCCCCCUGGUUACGUGUGUUCAGAGCAGAGAAUGCUGUGGACUUCUCACAAUUAACAUUUGACCCAGGACAAAAAGAACUUAUUGCUGGAGCAAGAAACUACCUCUUCAGGUUACAUCUUGAAGAUCUAUCUCUAAUCCAGGCAGUGGAGUGGCAGUGUGAUGAAGCUACUAAAAGAGCCUGUUACAGUAAGGGCAAAUCAAAGUUAAGCAACCUGACAGAGAUACAUGAUCAGAUCAGUGGCAUGGCUCGCUGUCCAUACAGUCCUCAACACAAUUCCACAGCUCUUCUCACUUCCAGUGGGGAGUUAUAUGCUGCUACAGCCAUGGAUUUCCCAGGAAGGGAUCCUGCCAUUUACCGCAGUCUGGGGGCUCUUCCUCCUCUCCGCACUGCACAGUACAACUCCAAGUGGCUCAAUGAGCCAAAUUUUGUGUCAUCCUAUGACAUUGGAAACUUCACCUACUUCUUCUUCCGAGAGAAUGCAGUAGAGCAUGACUGUGGAAAAACAGUCUUUUCCCGGGCUGCUCGGGUCUGUAAAAAUGAUAUUGGGGGCAGAUUUUUGCUAGAAGACACCUGGACAACCUUUAUGAAGGCUCGUCUGAACUGCUCUCGCCCUGGAGAAAUUCCAUUUUACUACAAUGAAUUACAAAGCACUUUCUUCCUGCCAGAAUUGGACUUAAUCUAUGGGAUCUUUACAACAAAUGUGAACAGCAUAGCUGCCUCAGCAGUUUGUGUUUUCAACUUGAGUGCCAUAACUCAGGCCUUCAAUGGACCAUUCAAAUAUCAGGAGAACUCCCGCUCUGCCUGGUUGCCUUACCCCAAUCCCAACCCUAAUUUCCAGUGCGGUACAAUGGACCAGGGUCUGUACAUGAAUCUGACUGAGAGGAAUCUUCAGGAUGCCCAAAAAUUUAUUCUAAUGCAUGAGGUGGUUCAGCCAGUUAUUCCAAUUCCUUACUUCAUGGAGGACAACAGCCGGUUUUCCCAUGUGGCAGUGGAUGUGGUGCAGGGCAAGGACAUGCUUUUCCAUAUCAUCUAUCUCGCCACAGACUAUGGCACUAUUAAGAAAGUACUCGCUCCAAUGAAUCAGACUUCAAGCAGCUGCUUACUUGAAGAAAUUGAGCUCUUUCCACGGAGGCAGAAAGAACCUAUCAGGAGCCUGCAGAUUCUGCAUAGCCAGAGUGUUCUGUUUGUGGGGCUUCAGGAACACGUAGUAAAGAUUCCCCUGAAGAGGUGUCUGUUUUACAAAACACACAGUGCAUGUAUUGGAUCCCAGGAUCCUUACUGUGGAUGGGACAUGGUGAUGAAGAAAUGCACAACACUGGAAGAAAGUCUAAGCAUGAGUCAGUGGGAACAAAGCAUCACUGUGUGUCCAACCAGGAAUUUGACUGUGGACGGAAAUUUUGGAAUGUGGUCUCAAUGGAAACCCUGCACCCACACUGAUGGUACCAGUGUUGGCUCCUGCCUCUGCAGAACUCGCUUGUGUGACAGUCCAGCGCCUCAGUGUGGAGGCUGGCAGUGCGAAGGACCAAGUAUGGAGAUUGCCAACUGCUCCAGAAAUGGGGGCUGGACUCCAUGGACUUCCUGGUCACCCUGCAGUACCACCUGUGGAAUUGGUUUUCAAGUCCGCCAGCGUUCGUGCAGCAAUCCAACUCCUCGGCACGGGGGCCGUGUGUGUGUGGGACAGAACCGUGAGGAGAGAUACUGCAAUGAGCACUUGCUGUGCCCUCCACAUAUAUUUUGGACAGGCUGGGGUCCGUGGGAACGUUGCACUACCCAAUGUGGGGGUGGGAUUCAGGCUCGUCGCAGGACGUGUGAGAAUGGCCCUGACUGCCCUGGCUGUAAUGUGGAGUAUCAACCUUGUAACACCAAUCCCUGUCCAGAGCUGAAAAAGACCACCCCCUGGACUCCCUGGACUCCGGUCAAUAUCUCAGACAAUGGUGGCCACUAUGAACAACGAUUCCGAUACACUUGCAAGGCACGCUUGCCUGACCCAAAUUUGCUAGAGGUUGGAAGACAAAGGAUUGAAAUGCGUUACUGUUCCAGUGAUGGUACCAGCGGAUGCUCAACAGAUGGACUGUCAGGGGAUUUCUUGCGUUCUGGACGAUACUCCGCUCAUACAAUUAAUGGAGCCUGGUCACCAUGGACUCCAUGGUCUCAGUGCAGUCGAGACUGCAGCAGAGGUAUUCGCAACCGCAAACGUGUCUGCAACAAUCCUGAGCCCAAAUAUGGGGGUCUUCCGUGUCUGGGCCCAUCUCUGGAGUACCAGGAAUGCAACAUCUUGCCUUGUCCAGUUGAUGGAGGUUGGUCUUGUUGGUCAUCAUGGUCAAAGUGCUCAGCAACUUGUGGAGGUGGACAUUACAUGAGGACCCGCUCAUGCACAAACCCAGCCCCAGCCUAUGGAGGGGACAUCUGCCUUGGACUUCACACUGAAGAAGCACUUUGCAACACACAACCCUGUCCAGACAACUGGUCUGACUGGUCUGAGUGGUCUGAUUGUGAUUCAUCUGGAGUCCAGUUCCGCGUUCGUCAGUGUAUCAUUCUAUUUCCUGUGGGCAACCAGUGUUCUGGGAACAGCACUGAGAGUCGAGCUUGUAUUUUUGAUUCUAACUUCAUACCAGAAAUAUCAGUAGCAAGAUCUAGCAGCAUAGAAGAAAAACUAUGUGGUGAGUUUAACAUGUUCCACAUGAUUGCAGUGGGCUUGAGCAGUUCUAUACUUGGCUGCCUCCUUACACUGCUUGUUUACACUUACUGCCAACGCUAUCAGCAGCAAUCCCAUGAUGCAACUGUUAUCCAUCCAGUGUCGCCAGCUCCUCUUAAUACCAGUAUCACUAACCACAUCAACAAACUGGACAAAUAUGAUUCUGUAGAAGCCAUCAAGGCAUUUAACAAAAACAACCUGAUCUUGGAGGAGAGAAACAAAUACUUCAAUCCACAUCUUACUGCAAAGACCUAUUCUAAUGCCUAUUUUACAGAUCUCAAUAAUUAUGAUGAGUACUAAUGGAUUUGUGUAUUUUCUGGCCUCUGGUAACUCCCCAAUCCCCCAAAGCCUGUGCUACAUGACCGCUCAUGUGUUUGAGGCUUCAGAGAUGAAGUUCGGAGACAUUUCAAGCACACUCCAAGCCAUCAGUGUCCCAUUGCUGCCAAAAAAACAAAAACACCUGUAUGUGACAUGAUGUUCCCUUUUGCAAUAGUGAAAGGUUGGCCUGCAGUACGGAAUGCAGAUUUAGUAGCUGGACAUAGUGGAAUGAGUCCUGAGGAGUAUAUCACUUUGUUCGUGUUUAUAAAUGUUCAGUCAGAUUUCUCUAACAUGUUGCAAACUAAUUUCUUGCGCUUUUUAAAAGACUGUAACCCCUUUGAAGAGGGUGCCAGGAAUAUGACUUCUAUUUCCUUUUGGACAUUGUCUGCUUGUUUCCACUGGGUUUGAGGAGAAAACUCUGCAUCUAGCAGUGGGGCCCUCUGAGGAGUCUUCCUGACAUUAUAUUGCCAAAAAAGCUCAUAGAACAUUGAGUAAAUGAUGAGGAGAAAUUUGGCAGCACAGUGUUAUUUUGUAGUAACUACAACAGUCCAGAGUUAAACUUCCUAGACCGUGAAGUGUUUCGGCUGGAACUCUUGGAAGUUUCCCAGCUGUUUACAUCUUGAAGCAAAAAGAAUAUACCAAGAGAUAUGCUUCUUGUGACAAAAAGGGAAAUCUGAAGAGUAGAUGGUUCAAAGUUGAGAUAAUUUAAGCCUUCAUCUUGUUUAUUUUAUUUUUUGGGAGGUUACGUUUGAACAUUUUCUGCACGUCAUUAGUAACCUAAUGUUACUGAACUGUACGGACUUGCAUGGCUCAUGGCAUUCCAAAGUCCUCUUCUCCUCAGAGUGUGCAUAUGGAACCCACUUGACUAGUCUGCUAUAGCAUCCAAAAACAUGCCAGUGAGUGGCAGAAACAACCGUACCAUGAUUUAUCCACCACACCCUUUCCUUGACACUCCUGGGAACAUAUGCCUAAUAAUAGAAUUGCUUUUCUUUUCACAAGUCCUUGUUUAUACAUGCCUGUUUGAAAACAACAACAACAAAAGGAAGAAAAAAGUGCCAGAUGUGUUAUGAAAAGCAUUGUUUUCAUCUUCUUGAUGUGUCUGAUCCAUGCUAAUCAAUCUGUGCCAGGACCAUUGAUAAUGUUGUUUAAAGUGGGCUUCCUUUGAGGCUCUAUUGCUGUGAAUAUUUAACAUACUAGCUGCUUUUUAAGCUGUCACUUUUAAAUUCUUGUGCAAUGGCAGGUGAGGAAACAGUAGCAGUCCUCAAAUGAUGGCCCAACUUUUCUUGGUCUCCUCUUCACCCACCACAUCUGUAACAUUUGUAUUUUUGGAAGAGAAAUUCCUGGUGUACCAUUGAAGUGAAAAUGGCAGGGGUGUGGGACAUUUGUUCAGCCCAGAGUGCUGAACCGUAUAUAUCAUAAAAGGACAAUUCAAAGACUUCCUAAACAAAAUUAAAAAGUGAAUAUGAAGGUUUAAAUCAUUGCCUGUUUUUAAACUAUACACCAUACCAAGAUUAUCACAUCAGAAAUUUCGAAAGGGGGGCGGCUUGCGGGGAGAAAAUGCAAACUGGAGAUGCUUCAACAUGGGAGAGCCUGUGGUCUUUAGAUUAAAGUAUAGAUAGACACAAACAGAAAAGGUUUGCAAAGGUAAAUGUUAGAAUAUAAUGGUUCAAAAUUCUGCAAGGCAAAUCUAUUAAAAAAUGCCAAGAAACAUAGAAUUUUGUGUGAGUGUGUGUAUGA
Molecule: messenger RNA, 5516 nt
Organism: Terrapene triunguis (Three-toed box turtle)
Lineage: Eukaryota; Metazoa; Chordata; Testudines; Emydidae
Gene: SEMA5A
Product: semaphorin 5A
Exons: 21
Coding region: 627-3761 (1044 amino acids)
Biological process (GO): axon extension; negative regulation of axon extension involved in axon guidance; axon guidance
Molecular function (GO): semaphorin receptor binding; chemorepellent activity
Source: RefSeq, a predicted model, not a curated record